Eimeria mitis is the source of this 3270-nucleotide messenger RNA. RefSeq names its product myosin heavy chain, putative. Lineage: Eukaryota; Apicomplexa; Conoidasida; Eucoccidiorida; Eimeriidae. Bases 1 to 3270 code for a protein of 1089 amino acids. The record is from RefSeq and is a predicted model, not a curated record. The transcript has 8 exons.
AUGGUGGAGCGUAUUCAGCGUGCUGAUGGAGCAGCAGUGAAGGCGACAGCAGAAGCUGGUCGUUUGCUGUCUUUAGCAGCAGAGAAUUUAAUGGGUGUAAAUCCUGAUGCUGCAGCAGCAGCAGCAACAGGAGGAGCAGCAGCAACAGCAGCAGCAGCAUCAGCAGCAGCAGCAGCAAGAAAAAUAUUACGUAAUCUAGAACUACAAUUCACACAUAUUGUUGCUAGCAGCGGAGCAGAGAUGACCUCAGCGGUGCAGCAUAUGCAGAGAGCAGAGGAGCAGUUUGCUUCUUUAUCUAAAUCCUUUCUAUCCGGUAUGGAGCAGCUAAAACAAAAGAAAAUGCUGCUGCAGUUGAUGGAUAUACAGCUGAGGGCUCAAGCAAUAGAUACGCUAGCAGCAGCAGCAGAAGGAGAAAAAAUAAAAGAGAAAGCUGCUGCUGCUGCUGCUGGAUUGAGAACAAAACUGCAGCAGCAACAGGAACAACUGCAGCAGCAAGCAGAAAAAACUAAACAAGCUCUUGCUGCAGCAAAGCAGCAGGCGCAGCAGCAGCUGCAGCGGCUCAUCGGCGAAACAACUACAGCUAUACAAGAAGGAGACAAGUGGUUGCGGCAGGCAGCGCAGCAGCAGAAGAUGCUAGCAGCAGCACUAACAGCAAGAGAAGAAGAAACAACAGCAGCAAGAAAAGCAGCAAAUCAGUUUAUAAAAACUCUUAUGGAGGAUGUAGAAGAGGCACAAAACAAGGUGACCAAUGGUCAGGUCCAAUGGUCCACCUUAGAAAAACAAUAUUCUUUCGCAACAAGAAGAGCUGCAGCAGAGAAACUUAUAGAAGAUGCUGCUGCUGCUGCAGCAAAAGCAGCAGCAGCACUAAGAAGCGCAGAAAGACAAGCAAACGAAUUCUAUGGAGAAGCAGCACAGACAGCUGAGGACUUAAAACGGCUGCAGCAGAAGCUGCACGAUAUAGGAGAAGAAGCAAAGCAGCAGCAGCAGCAGAUGCAUAAAGAGCAGCAACGGCUGCUUGCAGAAGGUGCUGCUGCAGCAGCAACAUAUGCAGCAGAUGAAGCAGCAGCAGCGCAGCAACGAGCAGCAACAGCAGCAAAGCUAUCGCAGCAUUUUAAUAGACAAAGAGAAGACGUGCUGCAGCAGGUAGAAGAAACAAAAGCAAUACUAGCAGCAAUAGGGCCCCGGCUGCUGCAGCAGGCCAAGACACCCCCAGCAGCAGCAGCAGCAGCAGCAGCAGGAGCAGCAGCAGCAGCAGAUAUGAGUAUACAAGAGACUCUGGAGAAAUAUAAAGACAAAGCAAACGAACACCUGCUGCAUGCGCAGCAGCACCUCGAUAGAGCCAAACAAAUAAAAGAACAAAUAGAGAAGGUGCAGCAGCUUAUAAACACAGACAUAGACAGCUUGAAACAAUCCUUAACAAACCCCAGCAGCAGCAGCAGCAGCAGCAGCAGCAGCAGCAGCAGCAGCAGGGGGCUAGCUGAGACAGUGGAGCGGCGUGUAGUGCAUCUAACUGCAUUGGGGGGAGAGCUAGCUAGACAGGAAGCAGCAGCAAAACGAGAAGCAGCAGAAGCAGAGAGAGCAGCAGCAAGCCUGACUCUUGCUGCUGUUCGUGCUGUUGUUGAGGAGGGGCAGCAGCAGAGUGAUGUGCUGCAGCUGCAGCAGCAGGAUAUACAAGCAGCAAUAGAUGCAGCAGAUGCAGCAGCAGCAGCAGCAGCAAAAGAAGCACAACUGCUGCAGCAGCAGCUGCUUAUAUUCACAGAACAAGAAGGAGGAGCAGCAGCACUUGCUCUGCUGCUGCAGCAAACAAUAAAACAACUAAAAGAUAUAUUAAAUACAGCUAAACAUAAAUUUAUUUAUAUAAUAAAAACACAGCUGCCGCAGCUAGAAGCUCUCGUUGCUGCAACACAAACAGCAGCAGAACAAAUGCACGAAAAAAAAAAAACAGCUAAUGCACAUGCUCCUCCGCCUCCCGCCGCCGAUGCUCCUCCGCCUCCCGCUGCCGAUGGUGCGUCUCCCUCCCCCCCUGACCCUGCAGCAGCAGAAGCAGCAGCAGCAGCAGCAGCAGCAGCAGAAGCAGCAGCAGCAGAGUUUGCUGCUGCUGAAGCCAAAGCCAGGCAGCUAGGAGAGCAGCUGAGUGCAGCAGCAGCAGAUGUUGCUGUUUGUGCUGCACACAUCAGCAGCACGCUGCAGGAGUUGAGGCAGCAGCAGCAGCAGCAGCAGCAGCAGCAGCAGCAGCGGCAGCAGCAGCAGCAGCCCAACAUUGCGUGCAUCAAGCUUGACUCUGUUCUUGCUGCUGCUGCUGCCAGCAGCAGCAGCAGCAGCAGCAGCAGCAGCAGCAGCGGCAGCAGCAGCAGCAGCCCAACACUGCGUGCAUCGGCUGGGCCUACAUCUCGGCGUUUGAGCAGCAAGCCUGCUGCAGCAGCAGCACCAACAGCAGCAGGAGCAGCACCAGCAGCAGCAGCAGCAGCAGCAGCAGCAGCAGAAGUAACAGUUGAAAGUUUAGAGAAAGAAGCAGCAGCACUAAAGGGAGAAGCAGAAGCAGCACGUGCUGGUAUUGAGGCUCGGCUGCAGCACCUGGAGGCGCUGCGGUCGAUGGCAGCAGCAGCAGCAGCAGCAGCAGCACCACCUCUUCCUGCUGCUGCAUAUGGUGCAGCAGCAAAGCCAUACAUAAACCAAGACAGCAGCAGCAGCAGCAGCAACAGCAGCAGCAGCGGGGACAAUGACAGCAGCAGCAGCAGCAGCAAGAACGGCGGUAUCGGCAGCAGCAAUGGAAGUGAUGAAACACCAGAAGCAGCAGAAGGGGCAGAGGGAGAGACAGAGAAAAGAGAAAAAGAAAGAGAAGAGAGAGAAGAGAGAAAUGAAGGCAGCAGCAGCCCCCGGCUGUAUCUAGCUGUUGGUGUUGCUAGCGGUGUGCUGCUGCUGCUGGGGAUCUCUGGCUGCGGUGUAUACGCGCGGCAGCAGCAGCUGAAAAAACAAAAAACGUUGAAGCAAGGGUUGUCUUCAUCGACGACGCAGCAGCAGGAGGGAGAAGCAGAGAACGGGAGAAUGGAAAUAAAACUAGGAGACAGUGAUGGGGAUAUACUUCCGCGGCAGCAGCAGCUGAAAAAACAAAAAACGUUGAAGCAGGGGUUGUCUUCAUCGACGACGGCGGCAGCAGCAGCUGAAAAAACAAAAAACGUUGAAGCAGGGGUUGUCUUCAUCGACGACGCAGCAGCAGGAGGAGGGAGAAGCAGAGAACGGGAGAAUGGAAAUAAAACUAGGAGACAGUGA